This is a messenger RNA of Cylas formicarius (sweet potato weevil), 4542 nucleotides long. RefSeq lists its product as uncharacterized. Gene Ontology annotation, biological process: sodium ion transmembrane transport. NCBI's taxonomy places the organism in Eukaryota, Metazoa, Arthropoda, Insecta, Coleoptera, Brentidae. Bases 1192 to 4524 code for a protein of 1110 amino acids. Gene Ontology annotation, molecular function: ligand-gated sodium channel activity. The record is from RefSeq and is a predicted model, not a curated record. Gene Ontology annotation, cellular component: membrane. The transcript is spliced from 17 exons.
CAGCAGUGAGUUUUUAAACUUAAACGAUAAAUAUUACUGCACAUUAUCAGCAUACUGAUGCGAUUUCAGAUAUUGCAAAUGGUCAGCAAGAUCCGCGGUGUAGAUAGAAAACAAUAAGGGGCUCAAUAUACUACCCUGCGGACCACCCUGUGUAAUAAUAGAAAAUGGUGAAAAUGAGUCGGAUAAGGAUACUCUCUGACUUUGUUCACUGAAAUAGCUUUGAAUGAGACAAAUGGCCGACUUGCUAAGACCGAAGUAAUGGAGUUUAGCGCAAAGAACCUCGUGAUCCAGGGCGUCGAAGGCAGUGCUGUAGUCUAGAAGUAUAAGGCAGAUUUCCUUUCCUUCGUCGCUACUCUAAAAAAUAUCAUCGCUUACCUUUCAAAAUCCACGCUGUGUUGAAGGGAUAACUUCGAACCGCAAGAAAUACUCAUUAAGCUGCCCAUCCAUCAUCUUUCCCAUAAUUUUUGAAAGCACUUGUCGGCCGAAAACUUGACAGUUCACUUGCAGUAGUGACCAAAAUAGUUAUGUGCCUUAGCACAUUAUUAAGUGUUAUGUAAUUUAUCAUUUAUCUUUAUCUGUCUUAUGGCUCUACCGACCCUCAUCUAGUCUGACAAAAGACAAACUCCCUUAGGUAACCAUGAAAUCUUGAGGUGGCAUACUUGUGCAAGUAUAUAUUAUUACUUUUAUCAAUGUCAACAGCCGCCCUACUUUCAAUUGACGAAGAUUUUCUUAGAAAUCCCAAAUGAGAACGCAUGCGUCAACCCGAACACUCAAAAUUUUCCCGCGCCAACCCGAACACCUCCGAACAUUCACGAAACUUCGAAAAAUUCCCGCCAAAAGUGUCUUAGAACCGGCACUACUGCAAUCAGUGUUUUUUUUAUACUAUGAUAAGUUUGAGCUUUUUCCCCGUGUAUCAAGAACAUUUUUUUAUGUAGAAACAAUUAACUAGACAAAAAAUAUGUGAUAAGGUAAUUUCCUGAUGCGACGCCAAUGCAGGCCCGCCUGUUGAUUUCGCAAAAAUAAGGGUGCAGCGGAUGGCCAUGCUCUUCCCAAUUAAUUACCCCUAAUUGCUGACAGAUACAUAUCAGUCGCGUUUCAACGACUCCCACCGGUAGUCCUUGCAGGUUAUUUGACCUGGUAAUACGUUACAAAACCUGUGAUUAGUAUUCGGCAUUGCUUGCUCCGGUGAAUAUGACGGCGGAAUGUAAAUGCGGUACUCUGGCGCCAGCGAAGCAGACGCCCCCUACCUUUUGGAAACAAAUCCGGAACUACUUCAGGCAGUACUGCAACUGUACCAGCAUCCACGGCUUCCGAUACUUCGGCGAGAAGCGCACCUACUUCGAAAGGACUUGGUGGUUCGUCGUCUUCAGCUUGGCGUUCGCGGUUUGCGUGUACCUCAUCAGAGCGAUUUACAUAAAAUGGGAACGCACCCCAGUCAUUGUCAGCUUCGCAACUAGCGAAACUCCGAUCUACACGAUACCGUUUCCGGCGGUGACGAUAUGUCCGGAAUCGAAAACCGCUCAGUCCGUCUACAACCAUUCCUACAUCCUCAACAAGUUGACGUUUGGCAACGGGACUCUGACAGAAAAAGAGAACCAAAACGCCUUGUACAUGAACUUGUUAUGCGACAUGGACCUCGCCGAUCACCUCAACGUUACCGAAGACUAUUUCACCGACGAAAUACUCGAUUUCCUAUCCACGAGCACCCAACACAGGAGGAACGAAACCUUGUUCGGGUGCAUUUGGAUGGGAAGAGAGGUGGACUGCCGCGAAAUAUUCAUCCCCAUCCUUACCGAUGAAGGAGUAUGUUACUCCUUUAAUAUGUUGGAUCGCGAGCACAUCUUCCGCGACAACGUGCUACACUUUCAGGACUUUAUGAAAACGCGAUUUGAAGGCAACCUCUCGUGGACCCUAGACGACGGCUACCCCGAAGACGCCGGCUUGGAGAGCUACCCCAGACGAGCAUUGUUCGCAGGGGCCAAAAACUCGCUGACGAUUGUGUUGAUCACUUGGAAAGACGAUAUCGAUUACACUUGCAAGGAAUCACUGCAGGGAUAUAGGGUGAUCUUGCACACUCCGAUGCGAAUCCCGAGACCAAGUCAGGAGUACUUCAGGGUACCCUUGAACGAAGUAGUCCUGGGUUCGAUUCAACCGAACAUGAUCACCACUUCGGAGAGCGUGAAGGUGUUCAAUCCGCGCCGUAGAGAGUGUUACUUUCCUUCGGAAAGGCACCUGCGCUACUUCAAGAUAUACACGCAGCUGAAUUGUCAUCUGGAAUGCCUGACGAAUUUCACUCUAUCCCGUUGCGGAUGCGUCAACUUCUACAUGCCGAGGGAGAACGGAACUUCGCUGUGUGGUGCUGAAAAAAGGGACUGCAUGGAGGAAGCCGAACAAAUUCUGCAAACGAGGAACCUGCUCAGGAGGCUUCAGGAAGCCCAUAAACCGAGGAGCGCGCUGUUCAAAAGAAAAGCCAAGGGAAACGGAAAAACUCGGCCCAGGAAGAAUAAGGUCGACUUCUCCUGCGACUGUAUGCCGAUCUGUACGGACUUGACGUACAAUGUGGAGACUUCGCAGUCCAACUGGGACUGGUUCAAAAUGUACAGCGUGCUUAAUAAUGGCACCCCGAUUUUUGGGGAGGAAGAGGUGUAUAUGUCAAAACUGACGCUGUAUUUUAAGACGUCGCAGUUUGUAACGUCCAAGAGGCACGAACUCUACGGACCUACGGAUUUUCUAGCGAAUUUUGGCGGCCUUUUGGGCCUCUUUACCGGAUUCUCAGUGCUGUCAUUGAUGGAGAUAUUUUAUUUUCUCACAGUGAGAUUGUGCUGCAACGUGAGGCUUUACGGGAUAUGGUCCGGUCCAGAUGAAUUGCUGCAUAUAGAGACCGCACCCUCUGCAUAUGAUACUCGUGUUUCAGAAGCAGCGGAUAACAAAAGACGCCCGAAGUCGGCCAUGACAGGUGAUUUCCGGACCAGACGCUGGCAAUUGGUUUGGGCGAAUUUGCUCUGUUUCAGAGGCGAAGGAACCGCGGAAAUAUUGCGGGCACCUGCGCGACUACUUCCGAGGGUAUUGCGACCGGACGAGCAUCCACGGCUUCAAGUAUUUCGGAGAAAGAAGGACCUAUUUCGAAAAUGGGAAAUGAGUCCGGUAAUAGUCAGCUUCGCCACCACAGAGACGCAGAUCUACACGAUACCGUUCCCAGCGGUUACGAUAUGCUCAGAGUCCAAGUCCAUAGCAGAGCUCUACAAUCACUCUGCAAUCAUCAAUAAGGUCUUGGUUAGGAACGAAACUUUGAACGAAACUGAGAUGCGUCACUUCCUGCACAUGUCUCUCGUGUGCGACGCCUACGUCGACGCCAUCCUCAGCAGGCUGAACAUCACCAACGAGGCGAAUGUCUCAGAGGACUUUUUCAGGUUUCUAGACAAGAACGAAAUGAGUUUCUUCGUCGACUGCGAAUGGAUGGGUUACCCGAGACCAUGCGAAGAACUCUUCACGCCCAUAUUCACCGACGAAGGGCUGUGUUACGCGUUCAACAUGCUCGAUCGCGACGAGAUUUUCAAGAAGAACGUGGUUCACUAUAAAAAUUUUAUGGUCAACGCCAAAAGACCCAACGAAACCGGUUGGGUUCUAGACGAAGGUUAUUUCAGCAAAGACAUCCACGCAUAUCCCAGAAGGGCACUUUAUUCUGGUACUAAUUAUGGGCUGGCCAUUAACCUCGCCCAUCCGAAAGAUCUCGUAGGUCAUUCCUGCAAGCAUUAUCAGGAAGGAUACAAGAUUUCCCUUCACAUCCCGACCAGGGCACCCAGAGUUAGUGAAUCUCACUUCAUGGUACCUCUUAACCGGAAGGUACUGGUCGCAGUGGUACCCAAUAUGAUUACCACGACAGACACGGUCAAGCAGUAUCCCCCCGAGCGUCGCGAAUGUUACUUCCCCUCCGAAAGAAACUUGAAGUACUUCAAGAUUUACACCCAGCUGAACUGCCAGCUCGAAUGUUUGACAAACAUCACGCUGGGCACUUGCAAAUGCGUCAGCUUUUACAUGCCGAGAGAGAACGGCACCCAAAUAUGCGGCGUGAAUAGGAAACGCUGUAUGAGAGCCGUGGAGAAUAUCCUCCAAGUGAUCAGCUUGCACAAGAAGAUCAACGAGAAGACAAAAAAGUAUAAUCGGACAGAGAGCUACUUCAAUUGUAACUGCAUCCCUACGUGUACUGAUCUGACCUACAACAUGGAAGUCUCUCAGUCAGGCUGGGACUGGAAGAGUCUUUAUCAACCAAGCCGACCAUUUGCGGCGGACGAGAAUUUCAUGUCGCGACUCUUGAUUUACUUCAAGUCUCCGCAGUUUGUGACGUCAGAGAGGCACGAGCUCUAUGGCCCGGCGGAUUUUAUCGCGAAUUUUGGAGGACUGUUGGGCCUCUUCACGGGUUUCUCCAUGCUGUCGCUGAUGGAGAUACUGUACUUCUUGACGGUGAGGUUGUGCUGCAACGUCCGGCUGUACGGUAGAUGGUCGGGACCAGAGGGCCAAGUUUAAAUCUAGUAUUUCGGUCGC